This is a messenger RNA of Lichtheimia ornata, 1026 nucleotides long. RefSeq lists its product as uncharacterized. NCBI's taxonomy places the organism in Eukaryota, Fungi, Mucoromycota, Mucoromycetes, Mucorales, Lichtheimiaceae. Bases 1 to 1026 code for a protein of 341 amino acids. The record is from RefSeq and is a predicted model, not a curated record. The transcript has 6 exons.
AUGGUUGACAAUAUCCUUGCACCAACGAUCGGCUAUGACUCGUUACCAGGACCUGACUCGCUCGAAAUCAUGUCGGAGACACUCUCAUUGACUUGUAUUUCGAUCCUUGCCACGGCCUUUGGCUUCAAGACCAAUAAUCAACGCUUGAGUAGAUUGACGUAUGGGCAGUUUCUCGUAUUGCUGCUCUACAUGUUGUCUUGGGCUUUUUGCGUCACAUCCAUGGUGGUCAUUUCAACAAAUGAUGGAAAUGCGGUAUCAUGCACCAUGGGAAUCCUUACAUGCGACGUCUUUUAUGCUUCCACUAAGAUUACCAUUUAUGCAUGGCUUAUUGAAAGGGCCCAUCUUGCAACUGCUAAGCGAACAACUAGACGGCAUUCACCACUCUAUCGCUUUAACAUUGCCUUAUUAUCUCCCUAUAUUGGGAUCUUUGUCCUCAUGGUAAUUUUUCGUAAUGAUCACCUUCUCGAAGACGGUACCUGCAUCAUCGGCUUGCAGUAUAUUGCCAGUAUUCCUCUUCUGAUCCUAAAUCUUUACCUUACGAUCCUUUUCGUACGACCCCUUGUCAGUGCCAAUCGUGAUUCCUCUGGAGAUGAUGAUGCUCGAAAAGAAACGCGGCUAUACAAAUUAACACGGCGUACAGUGGUAGCAGCGGCCGUGUGCCUUAUUGUUUCAAUGAUCAAUGUCCUUAUCUUGGCCAUUGGAAGAGGAUACGAGCGUGGCGUAGUAUGUCUCACGAUGUGCACGGUGGAUGUCACCAUCAAUGUGCUUACCAUUCACUGGGUCACCACGCAUCGAAUCAAAGUCUCUUUACGUACCAUGUCUGCUCAUGCCAGAAGUAAUUCUCACUCUACGCCAGCAUCAUCACCACAUGGUGAAGAUACAUAUGCGAUGGAUUGCCAUCACCAAAACAUUGCCAUGCAUACUAAUGUGUCCAAUCCUAACAAGACAAACUGCUCUCGUGAUGAUGAUGAUAGUAUCCAUUCAACACAGGUGUCACAAAGUAGUCUGAUCAAAGCUUUGCAUUAA